Molecule: messenger RNA, 195 nt
Organism: Lachnellula hyalina
Lineage: Eukaryota; Fungi; Ascomycota; Leotiomycetes; Helotiales; Lachnaceae
Exons: 2
Coding region: 1-195 (64 amino acids)
Source: RefSeq, a predicted model, not a curated record
AUGUCCAUGUUCCAAAGUUUCCGCAAUCUCUCCCCGCGCACGCGCUUGGGUCUCGGUGUCGGGUUCAUCGCAUGGGGCACAAUCGGUCUGUACCUGUCGGAUCGUGCUGAGAAGAAGUUUGGGCUUGAGGCGACCGAGAGAGAUAGAGAGGCAUUGCCGAGGAUCACGAUUGUGGAGAGGGAGGGGAAGAGUUGA